This is a messenger RNA of Paramacrobiotus metropolitanus, 1495 nucleotides long. RefSeq lists its product as uncharacterized. Lineage: Eukaryota; Metazoa; Tardigrada; Eutardigrada; Parachela; Macrobiotidae. The record is from RefSeq and is a predicted model, not a curated record. The transcript is spliced from 5 exons. Bases 636 to 1319 code for a protein of 227 amino acids.
GUGAAAUCCGUUUUUGCUCGGAACAUCCGGUUCGGGAGUUAUGACUGUUAGAAAAUUCCAAGAAGUUUAAAUGCAUUCAGGUGUACCAAAAGUCUCAUUAUGGGCCGAUCCCUUUCAAAUUUUGUAGGUAAAUGCGCAUAACCAUGAAGAUCGUUCUUACACCAAUCCACUGUUCUAGCAUGCCUUUCAAAUUUUAAAAUGAAUUUCAAAAAUUUUAAAACCCGUUUUAAAAUUCGAAAAAAAAUUAUUGUGGAAGUUUGGAUCGGUGUGAGAACGAUUUUCAUGGUUAUGUGCAUUUACGUGCAAAAUUUGAAAGGAAUCGGCCCAUAAUGAGACUUUUGGUACACCUGAAUGCAUUUAAACCUAUGACAUUUUGCUACCUGAACAACUCCGCAACCUGAUGCUGCGCGCGCAUACGAACUUUGCGCCUGUAUACCAAUCUUUUGGCUACACAACGUUAAAAAGUAAUCCAACAACGUGCGUGGAAGUGAGCGGAAGCGAUGAAUUCAGUGCUGCAGAUAUGUACCGGAUCACUUCCCGGGAAUCGCGCUGUCGAAGUACUUUAUCAAUGAUGUCUUGCUGCUACGACGAACGCGGAGACGGAUUAGUAUGCUUCCCGGACUGCACAUACGGAGAUGGCGUUCCGUGUGCCAGCUGGGGUGUACACCGCGGCCGUGACCUUUCUCGGCUGCUUGGACGCCAUAAUAGUUCCGCAAGCCACCACCAAAACCACCACCACUCUAGGUCCGACCACCCCGUGCUACCGCUGCACCUACACACCCUCGGGGCCACCGACCAACCCUGCCUGCGCGGAGAAUCUGUGGCAGGAUAAGGAGUUCACCUUCCUGGAUGUUCCCAAGCCGGGCAUGGUCGACUGUCCGGUUAGCCGUUGUUCGGUGUCGCUGAACUACAGUAAGACCUACGCGCCGGCCGACGCCUCGCCUACCUCCAAAGUGUCUUUCACGCUGGGCUGUCUGGAGUCGGGCGUGGCGGUGAGCCAGUGCGCCGGCUUCACCUAUACCGCCGCCGGUAGCAGCAGCUGCUUCUCCUGCAGCGCGCCCGCCUGCAACCUGCAGUUCCUCACCCGGUUCUUCCGCUGGUUCGCCGAGACCGCCGCCACCAGCGACCAGGCCGGGCGCGGCCCCACGAAACUCCCGGACUUCUACGCCACGACCACGCGGCGUCCCUAUCCCGACGACGGCGGCGCGGAUGACGAGGAAACAACGCCGCCGGCAGCGGAUCGGGCGGUGGCGCUGGUAUCGCCGGUGCCGUUAAUCAGUGUUGUAUUGCUUAUGCGGCGGGCGUUGGAGACCUGUUAAAGGUCACGAUACACGAUAUAGUUUUUAUUUUUUACUCUGAUUGCGUUCUUAAAGCAUAAUUUAUUUUCUUAUUUCUAUAAUUAAUUUUGUUUAUGUGCGCACCAUAUGCUGGAAAAGGUCAACAUGGAAAAACUGUUCCGCCACUCGAAUGUACACUGAAUGAUCCGAAAUUCUAA